Nylanderia fulva is the source of this 1863-nucleotide messenger RNA. Lineage: Eukaryota; Metazoa; Arthropoda; Insecta; Hymenoptera; Formicidae. The record is from RefSeq and is a predicted model, not a curated record.
AUGUCGGACUACGCUUUGGACUUGGCGCGACAAGCGAAAUACCUUGAUCCGCCCAUGAGCGAUUUGGAGAUCAUCCGCUGCGUAAAGAGACACUUCGAUGGAAGUGUUACGCGCGAAAUCAAAUGGUCGACAACCAAGAGCAUCGCAGACCUGAUAGAUAUACUGGAGGAGAUCCAGGACGAGCGAAGAGCAGCCGCUGACGCCAAAUCCGUCAAGGAGAAAUCCACGGAGAAGACUUCGACGAAGAGCGUGUACAAAAAGAAGCAAUAUAUUCCGAGUCAAAACCAAGAAUCGCACUGGAAAAAUCCAGAAAUAAAAGCGAUCGAAUGGUACGGACAAAAUUCGGAAACGAAGAUGAAGCCAAAACCGAAAGUACAAUCAGACUCUGGAUGCAAUUCCAGAAUGACUCUUGGUCCACGUAGGGGCGCGAAAGCUUCAAAAAUCCCGAAUGUUCCAGGAGUGAAGGAGCAGAAAGAGGCACAAAAAUUUGAAUCACAAAAAAUAGACUUUUCCGAAAAUUCUUCGAGUGAAAGUGACACAACAUCAUCACAAUCAAUCGAUAAGCCUCCAAAAGAGACGUCACACGAAAAACAGCACAGCAGGAAAAAUAAAAUUCCAAAUGCUGAAAACCUAUUUAAUUUGAGAGACAACCAUCAAGAAAUAUUUAGGUUAAUAGACAAGCUCGAAAAAUUAGUUAUCAGCUCUCAAACAUCCUCUAGUGACAGCUUAGACACAUCAGCAUCAACAUCAUCGGAUGAUACAAUUAUCAACCCGGAAGAAAUAAUAAGAACUGAUAUACCAUUGAAAUCACCUACUGUAAUUCAAUUCGUUAAAACUCAACCGCAAAACGAAUCUGGAAUUGAUAAUACUUACCAAAACGUUGAUACAACUAGAGGAAGAGCCAAAAUUCAGGAACCUGAAAAAAUAAACCAAUUGAAAAAAUCCAUAAGGAUAGAAGAAGAGGAAAGAUACUCACCACAAGUAAAGUCCAUGACAGCCAGGAGACCUGAAAAAGAAAAAGUAAUCAGCCAACAUCCGAUUAUGUCUGGAAACAUCUUACCUCAAGAAAAUCCAAAACAGCCCAGGGAACCUAAAAAAAGAAAGAAAAUUAGUAAUCAAGCUAAUAAAGGAUACUCACCACCCGAAGAUCCAAGGCCAUCCAAAGGAGACUAUCAACCCGAAAAAAAAAGAGAAUCAGAAGGGGUUACAAAAGAAAAAUUGGAUAAUAAAAAUUUAAUUUACUCACCAUCAGAAAAAUUAAAUUCAUCCACAAACCAGCCCGAAUCUGAAAAAGAAAAACAAAAAAUUAAUAAACUAUUUGCACUCAAACGUUCGACAGAAUUUUUGACAAUACUCGAUCAACAACCCGUCAAAAUAAAUUACCGGACGAGCGAAAUCACAAAAAUCAAUAACGUAUCAAAGUCACUCGAAGAGACGGAGAGCGCGCGAAGAGAGAACGCAACGCGGGACCCCCCACCGAGCGACCCCCCACCGAGCGUCUCCCCACCGAGCAACUACGCGACACGCGACGUAAACGCGACACGCACAAACGAGUCAGUGACCCAGUGCGCACCGUACGAACAACACGUGACGUUAUCCGACUACGCGAUGGAAAAACAAUUACGCGAAUUAGAAUUACGCGAACGCGAAUUAAGCGAGCAACUUCACCAAGCCUUGCAGCAAAGGAAAAUCGCGCGGAAAAAGAGACAAAUACGACGUCUCGAGAAAUUGAUCCAAAGGACCAAGGAAAAACCUUUGUCGGAAAGUGAUAGCGAGAAAGACGAUUACAUCCGACAGUGGGAACAGCCGAUUGACGAAGAAUCGGAUCACGGUUAUACUUAUGUAGAAAAGUUUUCCCUAUAA